GAGGCGCGGGAAGAGCCGGGCGCGAGGGGAAGGGGAGGCUGUGGUGUUUGGGGCAAGGCCGGGACCGAGGGGAUACGGAGAGGGUGAAGGGAGAGCGGUGGGAGCGGCAGGCUGGGGGGUCUGUGACGGGGCGGCGGGUGCGUGAGGAGCUCCGGGCUGUGCGGAGGGGCUCCGCUGCGCCCCGCGCCUCCUCGGCCCUCCUGCCGUGCUCCGAGCGCUGCCCUCAGCCGCCCCGCACGGCGCAGCGCCAUGGCCGCCUCCAGGCUCUUCACCCUCGUGCUGGUGGUGCAGCCGCCCCGCGUCCUCCUGGGCAUGAAGAAGCGCGGGUUCGGGGCCGGGCUGUGGAACGGCUUCGGAGGAAAAGUGCAGCCGGGAGAGAGCAUCGAGGAUGCUGCGCGCAGGGAGCUCCUGGAAGAGUGUGGGCUGACUGUGGACACCUUGCAGAAGAUGGGUCAGAUCACUUUUGAAUUUGUAGGCAACUCUGAACUCAUGGAAGUUCACAUUUUCCGAGCGGAUCAGUUUCAUGGAGAGCCAAAGGAAAGCGAUGAAAUGCAGCCUCAGUGGUUUCAGCUGGAUGAAGUGCCAUUCAAGCAAAUGUGGGCAGAUGAUGUCUAUUGGUUCCCCUUGGUGCUUCAAAGAAAGUUGUUUCGUGGCUAUUUUAAGUUCCAAGGACAAGACACCAUUCUGGAACACACCCUGAAAGAAGUGGAGGAACUGUAAGAGGAAGGCAGAGACAUUCAUUCCUGUGCUGCUUCCCAUAUUGGGCUGGGACACCAUGAGAGCUUACAGGGGGCUCCUUUCUCCACUCCCCAGCAAGAGGCGACUGCCAGGUCAUAGGGAAGUAAAGAAAACAAGGGGGUUUCUUAGAGCAGAAAUAAACAGGGACUUCACAGCAUGGAAAUUUUCACUGACUAUGAUAUGCUUUAGUAGUUACUUGAUUACAACUCUUGAGAAAUAAAGGGCUAACAGGAAGUUCUUCUGUUGUUGAUGUAUUUGGCCUUUCCAUCAUGGCUGGAAACAGUCUUACAAAAUUAAAAUUACUUUUCAGGAAAAA
Gallus gallus (chicken) is the source of this 1054-nucleotide messenger RNA. It is a transcript of the gene NUDT1, whose product is annotated as nudix hydrolase 1. NCBI's taxonomy places the organism in Eukaryota, Metazoa, Chordata, Aves, Galliformes, Phasianidae. The coding region runs from base 250 to 720 and encodes 156 amino acids. The transcript has 3 exons. Gene Ontology annotation, biological process: DNA protection. Gene Ontology annotation, molecular function: 8-oxo-7,8-dihydroguanosine triphosphate pyrophosphatase activity. The record is from RefSeq and is marked validated.